AUGCAUUUGAUUCAAUUGGCAGCUUUCAUUCUCACGGCUUCUGUCGAAGCUCUUGCGAGCCGGGUUCAUCCUGUCGACGGCGCCGUCUCAACCUGCCGCGAUUCUUACGAUGGUAACUUCGAGGUUACUAUCAACAAGCUCAGCAAGCGAGAUGUCGAGGAACAGAAGCGAUCGUGCGGUGGUUCCGAUGCCCUGCUACUGAAACUCCACGAUGGAAUUCUGAAGGAUGCCAAGGACCGUACUGGGUACAUUGCUUCCAACUACCAGUUCCAAUUCGACGAGCCGCCUCAGGUAGAUGCCAUCUACACGAGAGGUUUUUCUGCGUGCGAGAACGGUACCCUGGCUCUGCGUGGCUCAACCACCUACUACCAAUGUCGCUCCGGGGACUUUUACAAUCUGUACGACCGUAAAUGGGCGCCUCAAUGCGAACCAAUCGAGCUUCGCAUACUGCCUUGCAACGUAUACACUGUGCCAGGUGGAGGUUACGGUCAUAAAGAGACCACUAUCGGCUCCAGGGUGGUCAAGACUGCCCUUGUGACGGCUAUCGCAGACGGUCAGCCACAAGUACACACGACUACCAUUGCUAUUCCCAUCUGCCAAAUUGGAGACGGACAAGUCCAGGGACAUACAACUCCUUGCGGUGGCCAGUCUACAGCUUCUCCCAUCAGCCAGAUCAGCGAUGGCCAGGUAGUUCACCAGCCUCCUGCCACGAAGGCUCCUGAGGCUAUUCCCACAGCCACCGGUGCCCCUAAGCCUGUUGGUCCCCCAGUUACGCAGCUUCCAGACGGUCAGCCACAGGGACCUGGGCCUAAGGCUCCUCCUGCUGGCACUGGUACACUUCCGAAGCCGCCUCCUUCUUCUUCUCCCGAGGUUCCAGUCAAUGAUGCUGCACAGCUCUUCAGCAAUGUCAAGAUGACGAUUGGUAUUCUGAUGUUCUGCAAUAUGCUUAUUGGUGUAUAG
This is a messenger RNA of Trichoderma gamsii, 960 nucleotides long. RefSeq names its product covalently-linked cell wall protein. The transcript has 2 exons. Gene Ontology annotation, cellular component: fungal-type cell wall. The record is from RefSeq and is a predicted model, not a curated record. Bases 1 to 960 code for a protein of 319 amino acids. Gene Ontology annotation, molecular function: structural constituent of cell wall. Lineage: Eukaryota; Fungi; Ascomycota; Sordariomycetes; Hypocreales; Hypocreaceae. Gene Ontology annotation, biological process: fungal-type cell wall organization.